Molecule: messenger RNA, 2204 nt
Organism: Balaenoptera ricei (Rice's whale)
Lineage: Eukaryota; Metazoa; Chordata; Mammalia; Artiodactyla; Balaenopteridae
Product: protein SPT2 homolog
Exons: 2
Coding region: 1-2130 (709 amino acids)
Biological process (GO): regulation of DNA-templated transcription; nucleosome assembly
Cellular component (GO): nucleolus
Molecular function (GO): DNA binding; histone binding
Source: RefSeq, a predicted model, not a curated record
AUGGACUUCAGGGAAGUUCUCCUGAUAGCUUCCAAAGCACAAGUGCAUCAAGCUACAGAGGAUAAAAGAUACAGUUUGGCAGUGGGUCCUCCCAAAAAAGACCCAAAAGUUAAGGGUGUCCAGUCGGCAGCUGUUCAGACUUUUCUCAGAAGAAAAGAAGAAGAGCUCAGACGAAAAGCUUUGGAAGAGAAAAGGAGAAAAGAAGAAUUAGUGAAAAAGCGAAUUGAGCUAAAACAUGACAAGAAAGCAAGAGCUAUGGCCACGAGGACAAAGGAUAAUUUCCAUGGUUACAAUGGGAUUCCUGUUGAGGAGAAGUCAAAGAAGAGGCAGGCAAUGCAAACCCACACUAGCCAGGGAACAGACCAAGAGUUUGAGAUGGAGGAAGAGGAUGAAUUCUUAGAAUACAAUCAAGCAGAGUCAGAGCAAGAGUAUGAGGAAGAGCAAGAACCUCCCAAAGCUGAAAGCAAGCCAAAGGUCCCCCUUAAAAGUGCCCCACCACUCAUGAACUUCAAUGAUCUACUCAGGCUGGCCGAGAAAAAGCAGUACGAACCGGUGGAGAUAAAGGUAGUGAAGAAGACAGAAGAGCGGCCUAUGACUGCAGAAGAACUUAGGGAGCGAGAAUUCCUUGAACAAAAGCAGAGGAAAAGGAAACCUGAGACAGAUGCAAGAUUACCACCAACCAGAAAAGUACCCUCUCAGAAAGAAAGUGUGGGCACAAAACUUAGCAAAGGUUCUGGAGACAUGCAUCCUUCUUCCAAGGGUACUCCCCUUCCUUAUGCUGAGAAGAAAUCCAGACCCAGCACAGCUAAUGAGAAACACUUGCAUUUAUCCUCAUCCAAAUCCAUGCCAGGAGAAAGGACCAAAGUAGUAUCUGGCAGUUGCGCCCAACCCUUGCCUUGUGAGGGCCGUGACAGACCUGUUUUCAAUGGGGCUGGAAAGCCCCACUCCAGCACCUGUUCACCAAGUAUCCCAAAGACUUCUGCUAAAGGGACUCCAAAAUCUGCUACUGAGCACAAAGCCAAAAAAUCUCCUCAUCCUAGCCGUUCCAGGCCUGGACCCAUGGUCACCCCACACGAUAAGGCCAAGAGUCCAGGUGUCAGGCAGCCAGGCAGCAGCUCCAGCUCAGCCCCUGGGAGGCCUAGCACAGGGACUGCUCGGCCCACGGUUAGUUCUGGCCCCGUGCCCAGGUGCCAGAAUGGCAGCUCCAACUCAGGACCCGAGCGAUCAGUCAGUGGGACCAGGAAGCCAACCAGUGACUUAAAUCCCCCAGGACGGACAGUCAGUGGUACAAGUGGCCUUGGUCGACCUGCAGGCAGCUCAGGUUGCUCUGAGCGACCUACCAGUGGCUCCGGUGGUUCUGGGCGGCCUGUGGGUAGCUCUGGUGGCCUUGGGCAGCCUAUGGGCAGCUCUGGUGGCCCUGGGCGGCCUGUGGGUAGCUCUGGUGGCCUUGGGCGGCCUAUGGGCAGCUCUGGUGGCCCUGGACGGCCUGUGAGCAGUCCACAUGACCUUCGACGACCAGUGAGUGGCUCAGGGGCCCCUAGGCGGUCAGUCAAUGGCCCUGGCCGAUCAGUAGUUCCAGCUGGACGAACUGUCAGCAGUUCAGGCCCUGGUAGACCAGUGAGCAGCUUUGCACCUGGGCGGACAGUUAGUACCUCAGGUCCCUCUCUGAAGCCCAAAUGCACUGUUGUCUCAGAAACGAUUUCUUCCAAGAAUAUAAUCAGCCGAUCCAGCAAUGGACAGAUGAAUGGAAUGAAGCCUUCCUUAUCUGGCUACAGAUCUGCCCAAGGUCCUCAAAGGCUUCCCUCCCCUGGUAGUUACAAAAGGCAGCGAGAAUAUGAAGAGGAGGAAGAUGAUGAUGAAUAUGACUCUGAAAUGGAAGAUUUUAUUGAAGAUGAAGGAGAACCUCAGGAAGAAAUAUCCAAGCACAUUCGAGAGAUCUUUGGCUAUGACCGAACAAAAUACAAAGAUGAAAGCGAUUAUGCCUUACGUUACAUGGAGAGUAGUUGGAAAGAGCAGCAGAAGGAAGAAGCAAAGAGUUCAAGACUGGGUAUGCAAGAAGAUUUAGACGAAAUGAGACGUGAAGAAGAAGAAAUGAAACGUCGAAAGGCCAAGAAGCUGAAGAAGCAUUAGCUGCUGCUUUUAUUUAUUUUUGUGAAAUUCUGAAAACAGUCUGCUGCAAGGAAGUCCUGCCUUCAGACUGAAGA